Copidosoma floridanum is the source of this 1578-nucleotide messenger RNA. It is a transcript of the gene Osi24, whose product is annotated as Protein Osi24. Gene Ontology annotation, cellular component: membrane. The record is from RefSeq and is a predicted model, not a curated record. Lineage: Eukaryota; Metazoa; Arthropoda; Insecta; Hymenoptera; Encyrtidae.
AUGCGGCGCUGGUGGAGGAGCCGAUUACCGGUGCUGGUGCUGAUCGCCUCGUACGCGGCGGCGGCGGCAGUGGUAGCAGCCUUUGAGCCCCGGGUCGGUGGCUUCGGGCGUUCCAUUGAUGUCGGCGGCUUCGAUAACAACAUCGAGGACGAGGUGGAAUCGUGGCAUCCCCACGCGGCGCCCGGCAAACCGAGCAAACUCGACCUCGAUGUCAGCCAGUACACGGAGACGGAUGACAAGGGCAUGUUCGAGCUUGAGAGCCAGGGGCUGCAUGCCGAGGGGAUGGGAGCUGGGGUGGAUGAGGAUGCAGAAACGUCGACGACAACGACGGAGGCAACGACCGCGAACUCGGAGAAAACCGACAGGGCUGUGAAGUGCGACGAUAAGAGCGUAUCAGUGAAGUGCAUUGAGAAGAGAAUCGAUACUUUUCUUCGGACAAUGUCGACGGUCGAUACGCUAAACGUCACCGAUUCCGUGCAAAUCGUCAAGAGGAGCGACGACGGUGGCAUCACGAGGCUGGAAAGUACCAAUGACACCGCGAACGGCAGCGUCGACGCGGUAUCGCUGGUUGACAGGAUCCGCAGGUUUGCCCGUGACCACGUGGUCGAGAUCAAGCUGUCGAAGGACAUGUUCUCGGCCCGCCGAGCGAGGACCUUCUUUGGGGCUGAAUUUCAGGCAAAGAAUACCUUUUUAACAGGCUUCGGGCUUGGUUUUCUAGCGUUCGGCUUGAAAAAGCUCUUGCUGCCACUCUUCAUUGGCGUCCAAAUCAUCAAGAGCAUCCUGAUCGCUCUGUUCCUGCCCAGCAUCAUCGGCAGCAUCGGCAAGAUCGUCGGCAAAGGUGUGACCUCGUUCGCGCAGUCGUCGCAAAAUCCGGCCCAGCAGAUGGAGGAGAACUACGAGUUCAAGGACAACCAGGAGUUCUUCGGGGAGGAUUACAUGCAGCGCCAGCCCCUCGGCACCCUGCCCGCCUCGGUCAUGUACGAGGAGAACAUGCUUCAAGCCCAACAGACCAACAACGUCAACAGCCAACCCCAGCCAACGGCGGCCGGCGCCAACAAGGAGGUAGUCUCGCGUUUUGGAUUCGUCGAUCCACGGCUCACGGAUCGUUACUACACGCGCCACGUGGUCAAUCCACAGGCCACGAGGCAGGACUUCAAGGUCUUCCACGAGAUCCCGACGAGUUCUCUGCUGCUGACCAACUACGACCCGUACUACUCGCCCCUGCUGUCGCGCAUCGACUCCAUCUUCUCGCGGCUGGGCUACAACACGGAGGAGUGCCGGGAGUACUUGGUCUGUGCCAUGUACCGCAACCCGGCGCGUUUCAUGCCCUCCUCGAACCUCGUCUCGACGCAACUGUCCCGAGAACUGAACGAGCUGCGCAAGCCGAGCGCCGAUAACCCGGAGGUUCUGCGCUUCUUCCACUACAUGAAGGCUGCCAAAGACGGCCAGGAUGGCCUCUCGUGCCAGGACAUCUACGCCAACUGCGAGGACGCCGAAAAUGACACCAUCAGGCAAAACCAGGCGAUGCUCGCCACCUACCAGGACAUAGACAAGCUCGUGCACGCGAGAAAGCUCUAG